AUGUCAUCGGAGACACCCGUCUAUGUACAGUUAGGACCAAGAAAAUGGGAAUUAGGUGGUGAAUAUUUGAAACUGUUGGAACCAUGCAACCACUGUUUGGAAACAGAAGAUGUCGGUAGUGCUCUACGAAACCAACUCAAUGAUAAAGGCUAUAUCUAUUUGAAGAAAGUUUUACCAGAAGAAGAUGUAUUGAAAGCAAAAAUAGCUGUUCUCAAAUAUCUGCAGCAUCUGAACGAUACAGGACUUAUUAAAAAACCGAUAUUUUCUUCGUCGUAUAGUGAUGGUAUCUUAUCUGAUGGUUGUGAUGUUGGUUGCAUUCCUAGUUUGGAAGGAAGUAACCCUAUCACUAAUGAUCCUGCAGUGCUUCAUAUAAUUGAAAACCCUUAUUUAUAUGAUAUUUUUACUUCUAUUUUCCAUGGUAUUCAUCCUAUUACAUUUGACUUUAAAUGGUUGAGAACGAUGCACCAUGGUGGUAACACUGGUUGUCAUCUAGAUCGAGUGUAUAUGAAUCGAGGUUCACCAGAAUUACUAACAUGUUGGAUUCCAUUUGAUAAUCUUACACUUGAUAUGAGUGUACUAGCCGUAUUGGAAGGUAGCCAUCGAAUGGAUAGACCUGAAAAUGAUGGAUAUACGAAACUGCAGCAUACUUAUGCUGAUAUGGAUGUAGAAAGGGAUAAAUUACAAGGAACAGGAUGGUUCACCGAAGAUCCAAUGGAAUUUUAUCAUUUGGAUGAUGCAUGUCAACCAUGUGAUUCAAAUCCCAUUUGGAAGACAACAGCUUUUUCUGCUGGUGAUAUUCUUAUCUUUACAAUACGUACAAUUCAUAUGUCUUCAGUAAACUUAACCAAUAAACUACGUAUCUCAUGUGAUACGCGCUGGCAACCAUCAGAUCAACCAGCAGAUCCUCGAUUUAUUGGACUAGUGAAGAACAAUUUAGUUGGACAUGGUGAUGCCAAAUUUGGUCUUUAUGCAAAGGAUUCGAAGAAGAUUGACGAUGACAAGACAACUAUAGAACAAUGGCGAAAGAUAUGGGGAUUUCCGACAAGAACAGAAAAAUGA
Rotaria sp. Silwood1 is the source of this 1059-nucleotide messenger RNA. The record is from the annotation of a GenBank genome assembly. NCBI's taxonomy places the organism in Eukaryota, Metazoa, Rotifera, Eurotatoria, Philodinida, Philodinidae.